Erinaceus europaeus (western European hedgehog) is the source of this 6190-nucleotide messenger RNA. It is a transcript of the gene SCN10A, whose product is annotated as sodium voltage-gated channel alpha subunit 10. The record is from RefSeq and is a predicted model, not a curated record. Gene Ontology annotation, molecular function: voltage-gated sodium channel activity involved in cardiac muscle cell action potential. The transcript is spliced from 27 exons. The coding region runs from base 1 to 5850 and encodes 1949 amino acids. Lineage: Eukaryota; Metazoa; Chordata; Mammalia; Eulipotyphla; Erinaceidae. Gene Ontology annotation, cellular component: plasma membrane; voltage-gated sodium channel complex; axon. Gene Ontology annotation, biological process: regulation of heart rate; membrane depolarization during action potential; regulation of atrial cardiac muscle cell membrane depolarization.
AUGGAAUUCCCCUUUGGGUCCCUGCAAACUACCCACUUCCGUCGACUCACUCCAGAGUCCCUGGUGGAGAUUGAAAAGCGAAUUGCUGCCAAGCAGGCAACCAAGAAAGUCAAAGGGAAGAACAAGAAACAAAAGGACCAAGAAGAGAAACCUCGGCCCCAGCUGGACUUGAAGGCCUGCAACCAGCUGCCCAAGUUCUAUGGUGAACUCCCAGCAGAGCUGAUUGGGGAACCCCUCGAGGACCUGGACCCCUUCUACAGCAUAUCUCGGACAUUCAUGGUGCUGAACAAAGGGAGGACCAUUUCCCGGUUCAGUGCCACGCAGGCCCUGUGGUUAUUCAGUCCUUUCAACUUGAUCAGAAGAACAGCUAUCAAAGUGUCUGUCCACUCAUAUCCUUUAUGGUUCAGUUUAUUUAUCACAGUCACUAUUUUGGUCAAUUGUGUCUUGAUGACCCAGAGUGAUCUUCCAGAGAAAAUCGAGUAUCUCUUUACUAUUAUUUACACCUUUGAAGCCCUGAUAAAGAUAUUGGCAAGAGGAUUUUGUCUAAAUGAGUUCACUUACCUGAGAGAUCCUUGGAACUGGCUGGAUUUCAGCGUCAUCACAUUGGCAUACAUUGGUGAAGCCAUAGAUCUCCGGGGGAUCUCAGGCCUGAGGACCUUCAGAGUUCUCAGAGCUCUGAAAACUGUUUCUGUCAUCCCAGGACUCAAGGUCAUCGUGGGGGCCCUGAUCCACUCAGUGAGGAAGCUGGCCGAUGUGACCAUCCUUACCGCCUUCUGCCUGAGUGUGUUCGCCCUGGUGGGUCUGCAGCUCUUCAAGGGCAACCUCAAGAACAAGUGCUUCAAGGCUUGCGCCACUCCCAACAAGACAGCCAACACCUCCUCUCAUGAACACAGGUACCUAAUAAAGAACGGCACCUCUGAUGAUCCUCUCCUAUGUGGCAAUGGAUCUGAUGCUGGACACUGCCCUACUGGUUACAUCUGCCUUAAAACAUUUGAAAACCCGGACUAUAACUAUACCAGCUUCGAUUCCUUCUCUUGGGCUUUUCUCUCACUGUUUCGCCUCAUGACACAAGACUCCUGGGAACGCCUCUACCAGCAGACCCUGAGGGCUUCUGGGAAAAUAUACAUGGUCUUUUUUGUACUAGUCAUCUUCCUGGGAUCUUUCUACCUGGUCAAUCUGAUCUUGGCUGUGGUUACCAUGGCAUACGAGGAACAGAACCAGGCGACCCUCGAUGAAAUUGAAGCAAAGGAGAAGAAGUUCCAGGAGGCCCUUGAGAUGCUCCGAAAGGAGCAGGAGGUGCUGGAAGCCCUCAGGAUUGACACCGCCUCCCUCCACUCCCACAGUGGCUCUCCUCCAGUCUUUAAAAGUGCCAGUGAGAGAAAGCACAGAAUGAAGCCAAAGCUGUCAGAGGGCUCCACAGACGACAGCAAAUCACCUCAAUCUGAGUCUUAUAACCAGCGCAGAAUGUCAUUCCUAGGCCUCACCUCUGGGAAACGCCGAACUAGCCAUGGAAGUGUGUUCCGGAUGCCCAGCCGAGAUCUCUCUUUCCCUGAUGGGGCUGCGGAUGAUGGAGACCGAGAAAGCCAUCGGAACUCUGUGCUGCUGGGUGGAGUUGCAGGCCAACAAGGGCCCCUCCCUGGGAGCCCUCGGCUUCAGCACCCCACCCCUGGCUCAGGACAGGGGGAAGAUGGGCAGCCUGCGUUGCUGACUAGUGAGCUCACUCCUGGAGCCCUUGAAAUCUCGGCAAGUGACCCGGGACAGAAGACUUUCUUAUCAGCAGAGUACUUGAACGAGCCUUUCCGAGUCAAGAGAGCAUUGAGUGUGGUCAGCAUCAUGACCUCAGUCCUGGAGGAACUCGAGGAGUCUGAGCGGAGGUGCCCACCUUGCUUCACCAGCUUGGCCAAGAAGUAUCUGAUCUGGGAGUGCACACCAGCAUGGCUGACGUUCAAGAACGCACUCCUGGAGGUCGUGACGGACCCCUUUGCAGAGCUCACCAUCACUCUGUGCAUCGUGGUGAACACAGUCUUCAUGGCCAUGGAGCACCACGGCAUGAGCUCCGGCUUUGUGACCAUGUUCCAGAUAGGCAACUAUGUCUUCACGGCUUUUUUCACCGCUGAGAUGAUCCUCAAGGUCAUUGCCUUUGACCCCUACUAUUACUUCCAGAAGAAGUGGAACAUCUUCGACUGCAUCAUCGUCACCGUGAGCCUGAUGGAGCUGGGCAUGGCGAAGAAGGGGAGCCUGUCUGUGCUGAGGACCUUCCGCCUGCUGCGGGUCUUUAAACUGGCCAAGUCCUGGCCAACCUUAAAUACACUCAUCAAGAUCAUUGGAAACUCAGUGGGGGCGCUGGGGAAUCUCACCUUCAUCCUGGCCAUCAUUGUGUUUAUCUUCGCUCUGGUUGGCAAGCAGCUACUCGGGGACAACUACAAUCAAGACCAGUGCAACUUCUCCGAGCCCAAUGAGCACUGUCACCGCUGGCACAUGCACGACUUCUUCCACUCCUUCCUCAUCGUCUUUCGGAUCCUUUGUGGAGAGUGGAUUGAGAACAUGUGGGUCUGCAUGAAUGGGGGCCAGCAGUCCAUAUGCCUUAUCCUCUUCCUGACGGUGAUGGUGCUGGGGAACCUGGUGGUGCUCAACCUGUUCAUUGCCCUGCUGCUCAACUCCUUCAGCGCAGACAACCUCACGGCCCCCGAGGAAGAUGGGGAGGUGAACAACCUGCAGGUGGCGCUGGCCCGUAUCCAGGUGUUCGGGGGCCGCAUGGGGACAGCCCUGCGCCACCUAUUCCACAGGCCCUGCCUGCUCCCCAAGACCAAAGCCGAGCCCCAGCUGGCCGCCAAGCUCCCCCUCUCCAACUGCAAAGCCGAGAACCACAUCCCGGCGGAUGCGACGGUCCACCAAAGCACAGAAGGAGCCCCAGCUCCCAGGGGCCCCAGGGAUGACCACACCAACUUCGUCGCCAACCCCGACGUGUGGGUGUCUGUGCCCAUCGCUGAGGGUGAGUCUGACCUGGAGGACUUGGAGGAAGAUGGCGUGAAGGAUGCCCCCAGUCCCAGGCAGGUGAGUGUCCCCAGAGGGACAGAGCAGCCACAGCAAGCUGAGAGGUGUGAGGCCCAGCUGGCAGCAAGGAGCCCAGGCUCUGGGAUGUCCUCUGAGGACCUGGCUCCCUACCUGGGUGAGGAGUGGAGAGAUGGAACUGCAGCUCCACUCUCUGCAGAGGGAGCCGGUGACACAAGCUCCUCCGAAGGCAGCACAGUGGACUGCCUGGACCCUGAGGAGAUCCUGAAGAAGAUCCCUGAGCUGGCAGAUGACCUGGAAGAGCCUGAGGACUGCUUUGCUGAAGGCUGCAUCCGCCACUGUCCCUGGUGCCAGGUAGACACCACCACGUCCCCAUGGGCCACGGGCUGGCGGCUGCGUAAGAUCUGCUUCCGCAUCGUGGAGCACAGCUGGUUCGAGAGCUUCAUCAUCUUCAUGAUCCUGCUCAGCAGCGGGGCACUGGCCUUUGAAGAUGUUCACCUGGAGGAGAAGCCCAGAGUGAAGACGCUGCUGGAGUGCUCAGACAGGGUCUUCACAUUCGUCUUCGUGCUGGAGAUGCUGCUGAAGUGGGUGGCCUACGGCUUCAAGAAGUACUUCACUAACGCCUGGUGCUGGCUUGACUUCCUCAUCGUGAAUAUCUCACUGACAAGCCUCAUAGCGAAUAUCCUGGAGUAUUCUGAGAUGGCACCUAUCAAAGCCCUCCGGACCCUUCGUGCCCUGAGACCACUACGGGCUCUGUCUCGAUUUGAAGGCAUGCGGGUGGUCGUGGACGCCCUGGUGGGCGCCAUCCCGUCCAUCAUGAACGUCCUCCUCGUCUGCCUCAUCUUCUGGCUCAUCUUCAGCAUCAUGGGCGUCAACCUCUUUGCAGGGAAGUUCUGGAGGUGUGUCACCACCAUCAGUGGUGAUGUCUCUCUUCUGAACUCUUCCACGGUGAACAACAUGUCCGAGUGUAAAGAGUACAACUACACCGGCAACUUCUUCUGGGUCAACGUGAAGGUCAACUUUGAUAAUGUCGCCAUGGGUUACCUUGCACUUCUGCAGGUGGCAACAUUUAAGGGCUGGAUGGACAUCAUGUAUGCCGCCGUCGAUUCCCGAGAUCUGAAUCAGCAGCCCAAGUGGGAGGAAAGCUUAUACAUGUACUUGUACUUUGUCAUCUUCAUCAUUUUCGGUGGCUUCUUCACACUGAACCUCUUCGUGGGAGUCAUAAUUGACAACUUCAAUCAGCAGAAGAAAAAGUUAGGAGGUCAGGACAUCUUCAUGACAGAGGAGCAGAAGAAGUACUACAAUGCCAUGAAGAAGCUGGGCUCCAAGAAGCCCCAGAAGCCCAUCCCACGACCCCAGAACAAGUACCAGGGCUUCAUUUUUGACAUCGUGACCCGACAAACCUUCGAUAUCGCCAUCAUGGUCCUCAUCUGCCUCAACAUGAUCACCAUGAUGGUGGAGACUGAUAACCAGAGUGAAGAAAAGACCAAAGUCCUCAACAGAAUCAACCAGUUCUUUGUGGCCGUCUUCACAGGCGAGUGUGUCAUGAAGAUGUUCGCCUUGAGACAUUACUACUUCACCAAUGGCUGGAAUGUGUUUGACUUCAUUGUUGUGGUCCUCUCCAUUGGGAGCCUGGUGUUUUCUGCAAUCCUGACAUCACUGGAAAAUUACUUCUCUCCAACGCUCUUCCGCGUCAUCCGCCUGGCCCGCAUCGGCCGCAUCCUCAGGCUCAUCCGAGCAGCCAAGGGCAUCCGCACGCUGCUCUUUGCCCUCAUGAUGUCCCUGCCCGCCCUCUUCAACAUCGGCCUCCUCCUCUUCCUCGUCAUGUUCAUCUACUCCAUCUUCGGCAUGACCAGCUUCGCCUACGUCAAGUGGGAGGCCGGCAUCGACGACAUGUUCAACUUCCAGACCUUCGCCAACAGCAUGCUGUGCCUCUUCCAGAUCACCACGUCGGCCGGCUGGGAUGGCCUCCUCAGCCCCAUCCUCAACACGGGCCCCCCCUACUGCGACCCCAAUUUUGUCAACAGCAACGGCUCCCGGGGGAACUGCGGGAGCCCGGCUGUGGGCAUCCUCUUCUUCACCACCUACAUCAUCAUCUCCUUCCUCAUCGUGGUCAACAUGUACAUCGCCGUCAUCCUGGAGAACUUCAACGUGGCCACGGAGGAGAGCACCGAGCCUCUGAGCGAGGACGACUUCGACAUGUUUUACGAGACCUGGGAGAAGUUCGACCCCGAGGCCACCCAGUUCAUCACCUUCUCGGCCCUCUCGGACUUCGCUGACACUCUCACCGGCCCUCUGCGCAUUCCCAAACCCAACCGGAAUCUGUUAAUCCAAAUGGACCUGCCCCUGGUGCCCGGAGAUAAGAUCCACUGUCUGGAUAUCCUUUUUGCCUUCACCAAGCACGUGCUAGGAGAAUCCGGGGACCUGGAUUCUCUGAAGGCAAAUAUGGAGGAGAAGUUUAUGGCCACGAAUAUUUCAAAAGCAUCCUACGAACCCAUAGCCACCACCCUCCGGUGGAAGCAGGAAGACAUCUCGGCCACUGUGAUUCAGAAGGCCUACCGGAGCUAUGUUCUGCACCGCUCAGUCAUUCCUUGCAACUCCAGAGGGCUGCCUGGUGCCCAAGAGGAGGACGCUGAGUCCCCGCCAGACGCAUUCAUGGCAAACGAGGACCCUGCACUCCCAGACAAAUCCACGACUGCUUCUGCCACCUCCUUCCCACCAUCCUAUGACAGUGUCACCAGAGGCCUCAGUGGCCAAGUGAACAUAAGCACAUCCAGCUCUGUGCAGAUGGAGGAUGAAGCCACGGGUCAUCGAACACCCACCCCCGAGCCCCAGUGAGGACACUCGCAUGGACAGCUCCACUUCUGGAAUGACCUCCCACUUUGUGAUGACUCUUUCCUCCUCUGGGUGGCACCAGCUACCACUUCGCCAAUGCAUGUCACACUGAUCAUGAUGUCAGAGCUGGGCAGGGAGCACCCUCAGGACCUCCUCCCCUACCCUCGUACCCCCAUUUAGAAAGACACCCCCAGCCCCCUGAUUCCACUCACAGGCAUCAGGAACAGAAGGCAUGUCACAAUGCCUUCCUUUGCAUUUCAGUAUCAUGGUUGCCAUCACUUCCAGAAAAAUGCCCCUGGUCCUGCUAUUAGUAUUGUGACCAGCCUUUACCUAGACUGGGACC